This is a messenger RNA of Anneissia japonica, 8161 nucleotides long. RefSeq lists its product as uncharacterized. NCBI's taxonomy places the organism in Eukaryota, Metazoa, Echinodermata, Crinoidea, Comatulida, Comatulidae. The transcript is spliced from 8 exons. The coding region runs from base 467 to 5491 and encodes 1674 amino acids. Gene Ontology annotation, molecular function: protein binding. The record is from RefSeq and is a predicted model, not a curated record. Gene Ontology annotation, biological process: regulation of apoptotic process.
AGUACCAAAAAUAUUCGAUAUUUUCUCAAAAUCGAGGGGUACGAUCAUGAAGAACUUUUUGUAUGUUGUUAACCAUAAAAUUAUCAUCCUAUAUACGUCUUUUCACCCAAACCCAUUUCGCGGGAACGGGAUGAAAAGAAAGAAUUUACAGCCUGUGGCCUACGUGUUGUUGAUUCUCCGGGUUAGCCCAUCUGCAGACCGGUGCGAUCAACUGGCCUCUAAAGAACCUUGUGCCGACCCUGGGAAGUGCUCGGGAAAACGUUGUAUCUCAUAGCCCACGCGGGAAAUUAAUACCGCUUUACUGCGAUUAAAUUUGCUCAAGUGCUCAAGGGUCUGCAAACAUUGUGGUAGCAAUGAUAUGGACACCUCAAGGUUUUUGUAUUUUUCUUGAAAUCUGUAUGCCUGAUCACCAUCACCAUACACAGUAUAAUAGAUUCAAGUUGAUAAUUUGUUAGACUGAGUCAUUAUGGAAGGAGACACAUCAGAAAAUUUUAGAGAGGUAUUAAUAUCCAUGUCACAAUGGUAUGAUCACCAUGGAUACAUCGAUAUUCUGAAGGUUUUGUACAAAGAUCUUGUAACAGAACCUGAUAAGCUAUAUGCUACCACCAAGGUGAUUGAAUUGUUUGAAUUAUUACGUUCCUCUGGACACCUGAGUCCCGAAGAUCGAACAGUACUAUACGAUACUAUCAAUGUAACUAAACCAUUUGGCUUGGAACCAGAAUUAAGAAAGUUGACAGAGAAAACACCUUUUGAUAUCAGGACAAUCGCCAUAUCAAAGUUUACACCUAACAGACAAAGUCUGAUCAAGUUUGUAGAAAGUCUCACUGACAAUGAUGUCAAGAAGGUCUCAAAACUCUACAGAUGUGAACAAAAAAUUGACAAAUGGGGAUUAUUUGUGGACUUAGAGCAUAAAGGCAAGAUUUGUGAAGAAAACAUGGAUGACUUUUUGAAAAAGAUAACAACACAUCUCAUCAUUGAAUCAAAUGUUGACCCUCUAGGACUGAGGGGGAGUACAAAAGGUUACAAAGGUAACAAGGAUUCUAUACAAGAAAAUAUCUCAGGAACACGUACAGAUAUAUAUUAUGAUUUCUACAUCAUAAGUAAAGACAUUAAAUGGGAAGAACAAGUGAUAUGCGAACUUCAAAAGAGGAAAUUGAAAUGUCUGAGUCGAAAAGACUGGCAACCCGGCAAAUAUAAAUUAGAGAACCUGACAAAACCAAUAAGAAGAUGCACCAAAGUAAUAGUGGGGUUUACAUCAGAGCCAGUGGCUGGUAAUAUGGAGUUUGUUGCUGCAACUGCUGUUCAACAAAUGCUGGAUAACAACACUCUGAAUCAUGGAAAACUCAUUCCAGUGAAGAUAACCCAAGCUGCUGUGAUACCAGACUAUUUGGGCCCAAUAACUGUAGCCAAUGGUUGGGAAGAAAAUUUCUAUGACAAGCUUUUGAAUACUUUAAGUGACAAAGAUAAAGAUGACCAAUUGCCAUCUACCUCUGAUCACCAGCAGCCGUGCCCAGACAGUGCAGCAUCAAAACAAGCAAAUGAAGAUGAUGUUAUAAAACAAUAUCUACUAUGGUCUCAACAGCAAUUGUGCCGUAAUGCCACCCGGUUCACACCAGCAACUUUGAAUACUAGAUACCAAGUAGACAUUGCCCACAUGUUUACUGAUCUGGACCUACUCAAAGAAAAUGGAAAGAAGCAAGAUACCAAACCAACAACUUUGGAGGAGGUUUUGAAUAUUAUCAAACUCACGCCAGCCUGUAAAGUUCUAAUAGAAGGUGAGGGCGGUAUUGGUAAAUCAACCCUUCUCAGGUACAUAGCUUACAACUGGGCCACAGAUGAAUCAGAUGAAACCUUCAAAGGUAAAAUAGUCUUUCUUGUCAAUAUAUCCUCUAUUGACAAAUGCGAAAGUGUUUUGGAUGGUAUUUUAAAACAAAUAGACGUAGAAGAUUUUUGUCUUAAAACAAAUCUUAGUCAAGAUCCUUUAAUAAAACGAUAUAUUUGGAAUCAUGAUAAUGACAUAGUAUUGUUGUUGGAUGGAUUAGAUGAACUGAAAGAUGGUAGUAAGAGUCCAAUACUCUUUUUCAAAAAGCAAAAUAUGCCUAAAUGCAAAGUAAUACUUACAUCAAGAUCUGACAAAAAAAUAGAUGAGUUUGUUAACGAGAGCAGCAUACACGUGAAAGUGAAUGGAUUCAAUGCUGGUAAUAUAACAAAUUACAUUGGAAAACACUUUAAGUAUUUUGGAGAACCUGCAUUAGGAGACGCGCUCUUGAAAGAGUUAAAUAUUUCAGGAGAUACAAAUGAACACAAGGAUGACAUAUCAAUGUGUGGAACUUCAGUGGUCCAUAGAGUUCUUAUGUCAAAUUACUUUUCCUGGAUUUCAGGAUCAUGUACAGAUAAACACAAGGAUGUCAUAUCAAUGUGUAAAAAUCCAAUGUUGCUUCUAUCAGUAUGCAUUAUGUGGGAAGAAAGGCAACACCUUCCAGCUGAUAAAGCUGAUCUAUUUAAAGAGAUUUUUAGAACCAUCUUGAAUCAGUUUAUUGACAAACAACAUGUUAAAGAGAAGAAAAUUUCAAUAUUUAAAAAUAUUCCACAGAAGUAUGUUGAAUCAAUGCUUCUGUUAGGAAAGUGUAUGUAUAAUGGCUUAAAAAUAAACAAACUUUCUAUAAACAAAGAAAAUUUUAAAGAAAAAGAAGAAAUAGUUGCCUUAGCAAUAAAACUGGGAUUUGUGUACAAAGAUUCACCAUCCCUAAAAUCUGAUUUUGAAGAGAUUUUUACAGCUCCUCACAAGUUAAUUGUAGAGUCAUUGGUAGGGUUUUACUUAUGCAAAUUAUGUCAGGCCGCAGGAUUGGAGAGUGAAUGUUCAGAGGACAUGAAAAGGUUACUGCAGCCAUUGGAUGAUAAUGAGUGGAAGAUUAUAAGAGAAAAUGAACACUUACACACUGCAAAAGAGUUUGCAAUUGGAUUUCUAGGAACUGGUGCUGGCAUGUUUUUAAAUUAUUGGAUAACAAAUAGUCUGUCAACAUAUCGCUCUUUAAUGGCAUAUUUUGAAUUUGUAAAAAUAGAGCACAGGCUUGUUGUAGAAAAGACACUAAUUGAUCAUAUGACUAAAAAAAAAUUAGAAAUUAUGCCACACAUAAAUGAAAUAUGUAAAUCACUAAGAAAAUUUAUCCAUCACAUCAUUCCUGAUGUAGACAUUCAAAACGAGCAUUUCAUCCACAUUAUGCAACGAUUUUAUAAUAUUAGAUUAGGAUCUUGUGGUGGAAUUGAUGUGGAAACUCGCAUUAAAUCUUUUUGUAAAGAAAUGUCAUCUGAAGAAAAAGGCACAACACUGGCCCACAUAUUAAUUGCUGUGCCACACCACAAAGAGGUUUUCGAAGAAAUAAAUGAAAUAUGUGUUAAUGAUGAUUUUAAAUACCUAACAACAGAAUGUCAGAAACUGCACUUGAAGUAUGAUAUAAGAGUCUGUACGUUGUCUGGCUCAAGUACUGAUUUAUAUGUAGUUCAUCUGCUUACUAAUGCACCAAAACUUCAUACUUUGAAGUGCUUGCCAAAUAGUAUUACAGGCGCUAUUCUGAAUGAGGUGACGCAAGAGUGUUCUAGUAGCGGAGUCAGGUUAGGAUUACAGGAACUUGUUAUCAGUGGUAAUGAUCUCAGCAGCAUUGAUGGUUCAUUAUCUUUGUUGGUUAUUGCCCCAGAAAUGAAUAUACUUCACAUGAAUAAUUGCAGUCUUUCUGGUGGUAUUAUGAAUGAUAUGAUCAGAGAGUGUUGCAGUCUAGGAGUUAAUUUAGAAUUAGAUGAGCUUGAUAUCAGUGAUAAUAAUCUCAACAGCAUUGAUGGUUCAUUAUUAUCUUUGUUAGUUAUUGCGCCAGAAAUGAUUAUACUUCACAUGAAUAAUUGCAGUCUUUCUGGUGGUAUUAUGAAUGAUGUGGUCAGAGAUUGUUGUAGAAGAGGAGCAACUUCAAAAUUAGAGAAGCUUUAUAUUAAUGAUAAUAAUCUCAACAACAUUGAUGGUUCAUUAUUAUCAUCUUUGUUGGCUAUUGCUCCAGAAAUGGGUAAACUUGAGAUGAAUAAUUGCAGUCUGUCAGGUGCUAUUAUGAAUGAUAUGAUCAGUGAGAAUUGUGACAGAGGAAUCAAGUUAAAAUUAGAGAAGCUUGAUAUCAGUGGUAAUAAUCUCUACAGCAUUGAUGGUUCAUUAUUAUCAUCUUUAUUGGUUAUUGCUCCAAAAAUGAGUAAAAUUAACAUGAAUAAUUGCAGUUUAUCAGGUGGUAUUAUGAAUGAUAUGAUCAGAGAGUGUUAUAGAAGAGGAGUAACUUCAAAAUUAAAGAAGCUUGAUAUCAGUGAUAAUAAUCUCAACAGCAUUGAUGGUCCAUUAUUAUCAUCUUUGUUGGUUAUUGCUCCAGAAAUGAGUAAAAUUAACAUGCAUAAUUGCAGUUUAUCAGGUGGUAUUAUGAAUGAUAUGAUCAGAGAGUGUUAUAGAAGAGGAGUAACUUCAAAAUUAAAGAAGCUUGAUAUCAGUGGUAAUAAUCUCAACAGCAUUGAUGGUCCAUUAUUAUCAUCUUUGUUGGUUAUUGCUCCAGAAAUGAGUAAAAUUAACAUGCAUAAUUGCAGUUUAUCAGGUGUUAUUAUGAAUGAUAUGAUCAGAGAGUGUUGUGGAAGAGGAGUAACUUCAAAUGUAGAGGAGCUUGAUAUUAAUGGUAAUAAUCUCGACAGCAUUGAUGGUUCAUUAUUAUCAUCUUUGUUGGUUAUUGCUCCAGAAAUUAGUAAACUUAACAUGAGUAAUUGCAAUCUGUCAGGUGCUAUUAUGAAUGAUAUGAUCAAAAAUUGUUGUAGUCUAGGAGUUAACUUAGAAUUAGAGGAGCUUGAUAUUAAUGGUAAUGAUCUCAGUAACAUUGAUGGUCCAUUAUUAUCAUCUUUGUUGGUUAUUGCUCCAGAAAUGAGUAAAAUUAACAUGCAUAAUUGCAGUUUAUCAGGUGUUAUUAUGAAUGAUAUGAUCAGAGAGUGUUGUGGAAGAGGAGUAACUUCAAAUGUAGAGGAGCUUGAUAUUAAUGGUAAUAAUCUCGACAGCAUUGAUGGUUCAUUAUUAUCAUCUUUGUUGGUUAUUGCUCCAGAAAUUAGUAAACUUAACAUGAGUAAUUGCAAUCUGUCAGGUGCUAUUAUGAAUGAUAUGAUCAGAAAUUGUUGUAGUCUAGGAGUUAACUUAGAAUUACAGAAGCUUGAUAUUAAUGGUAAUGAUCUCAGUAACAUUGAUGGUUCAUUAUUGUCAUCUUUAAUGGUUAUUGCUCCGAAAAUGAGUAAUUUUAACAUAAGUAAUUGCAAUCUAUCAGGUCAUAUUAUAAAUGAUAUGAUCAGAGAGUGUUGCAGUCUAGGAGUUAAUUUAGAAUUAGAUGAGCUUAAUAUCAGUGAUAAUAAUCUCAACAGCAUUGAUGGUUCAUUUGCAAACCUUCAUUUUAUAAGGAGCGCCAUUGCGCUGGCGCUCCUCAACACAAUCUGAGAGCAAAAAAUAGCUCUCCUUGAUUUACCAGGGAACUAAAACAAAAUGACAAACUUGUAUUUUAAACAUUGUUUAUAAUCAAAAUCUAUCGAAUUUUGCAAUUAACUAAAGCUAAAUCAUAUUUACAUUUGAUAAAACAACAUUUAUUUACGUGGAUUUCACGCUUAUUAAUAGUAGUAAAAACAUACCGUAAAACCUCAAAUAGAAGCUCAAUGGGCCUAACCUUGAGAAGAAGCCCGUCUUGAAUUGAAGCCCCCUCUUCAGUUUACAAAAGUAGUCUCAAAUAGAAGCCCAUGGGCUUCUUUUCAAGAUAGCAUGGGCUUUUUUUUAAAUACAUACACUGUACAUAAAUUUCAAAGGGAAAAAAAAAAUGUUUAAACAUGCUUGGUUUAUGCAGUAGUUUAGGUGAUUUAAUUUAAACAUUUUAUAUGUCUUUUUGACUACAAUAAUCAGAUUAGAUUUUGUGAUUUGAUAAUCUUAAUAAUUUUGUAAAUAAUAGUUUUUUUUUUAAUUAUUGGUAAUUAAUGUAAUUGAAUUGAAAAUUUUGUACAUAUAUAAUAUAAAAUAUGAUCCCUUUUUCUAUUCCUAGUGGUUUAUGAUAAUGCAUACUUUUGGAGUCCGUACUGAGCCCAAAAAAUCUGCAAUGAAAAUAUAACAUGUUUAUUCUAUUUUUAUAGAUUUUAAAUUGUAUUUUUUCUUUUUUUAAAUUUAAUUGUAAUUGAAUUGUGAAUUUGUUAUUGUUUUUUUUUUUUUUUAUUAAUAUUUGAAGUUUUGUGCCAUUUGUGUAUUGUUUCUUAUUGUAAAUUCAAUCGUUUGUACUGCCGACUAUUUUUUAAAAUGUUUUUAUACCUGAAUAAAUAAAUAAAUAAAUUUAAUGCCAGUUUAUACACUCAAUGCUACAGGUGGUCCUAUUUAUUGUUUUUUUUAAGUAGUUGUUAUGUUAUGCCUAAUACAUUUAUUUUACUAUAAUAUAAUGUUGAAUACUGUUAUGUUAUUUUUACUAUAUACUUUGUAAUAGUUUAGUCUGUAUUAGCCAUAUUGUAGAGUGCAUGUACAAAGUUCGCCCUAAAGUGCCCCUCAUAAAUUUUUGUUGGCCAAAUUACCUGUUGGGUAAUAUUCCAAAUAAGGUUAAGGGACUGUUAAAUCUAGGUUGUGUGAUGAUGUCAUCUACAACUUCAUCCUUAAGCCCAAAUUCAUCUUAGUUAUGUGGUGAUGUCAUAAUAAUCUCCCCCACAUAUCCUGUUCAUAAAUGUAUAAAAUGGGGUACAAUCCUAUCAUUUAGUUAGUCCAAAAGUUCUAAAGUUAACAUCAACUUUAUUACACGUCUGCCGUAGUUUAUUAAGUUUACCUAUAGACCUUGCCGGUCUCGGACACCAGUCUUUGAUCCAACUUACUUAGCCGUGUGCUCAGCUAAUUUUGUAAGUUGUCGAAUAUCUUAGUAUUUAAUUGUGUUUUACCACCAUCAUUUUUGUUCUCUUUUAUAAUAAUGUAUCUAUGUUUUUAAUAAUAAAUGUACAUAUUGUAUAUAAUACUAAGCUAUUGUGUUUCCUAUUCUUUGCAUGUAACUUAGCAAUUCCAAAAAUUUACGGAAUUCAUUUUGAAAAGAAGCCCCCCUCUUUACUUUGCAAGAGUAGCCUCGAAAAGAAGCCCACCCAAAAUUCGGGAAAUAAAAGAAGCCCAGUACUUCAAAUCAAAGUUUUACGGUAUUUACACCCCACUUGCAAAUGAACGAUUCUACGGUGCAUGUAUGAAGCCACUCUGGUUUCUCACACGCAACGAUUGAGAAAGCGGUCUUGUCUGUAACUCCUUGGUUAUAAUAAAUUCAUAAAAUAAAGCAGAUUUGUUUUUGAUAUGUUAACUCUUAAUAGUAAACAAAAUAGAGUGUAGGCCUAUGACUCUCUAUCAGAAGACCUAGAGUAGAAUUUACACCACACUACAUAGUUAGCAACCUGAGAAAGUUGAAAUGCGUUGACUAUGCAGUUGCAGGAGCAUAGGGUGGUUCCCAUCUGGGGUGGGGGGGUGAAAAUUAUAAAUGUAGGAUCGGUGGCGUAACAAAGGGGCCGAAGGACCGAGGCAGGCGCUGGGGACACAAAGGGCCCCCAGGCACUCUGGUGUUUGUAGCGUUUUGUGAUGUAUUUUAAUGUCUAUUUUGGCAUCCCAAUUGAGUUCUUAAUUUGACAAAAUAAGCGUAUCUUAAUUAAGAUAAUAAUUUGUCUGUAACUGUAAUUUCUUGUUACAAAUUGUUUCACUUUUAUUAUAUUACAUAAAACAAAUUAUUGAAUAUUAAGUUUAAAACGUCAACAAUAAAAAAAAAGAACAAAAAAUGUUUGUAUUCUUUUCUAAUUAUUACUGUUGCAUGUGUUAUUGGUAUUAUUGAAAAUAUUACACAGAAUAAUAUAAUAUAAUCAAUUAUUCUACAAACCAAACAUGAAAAUCUUAACUAAAUACAGUACAACAUUGCAACUAGUAAUAUUUGUUUGCCUUAAUAAUUUCAAUUUCAAGCAUUUUUUAAAUGUUAUUGUAUUUUAAAAGCCUAUUCAGUUAGAAAGAUACAACCUAUCUCAAUCGAUGUUAUGCAGUCUUAUGCAGUUUUAAGCUUUAUGCAGCCUUUUCUCACAGGCAUAAGCAUGCGCAGUAAAGAACUUCGUAGAUAAUUAUUGAACUGCCCAU